AUGUGCCAGAUGAUAAUGCCUGCCUUUUCAAUGCCAUUACAUAUACGCUACAAGGCACAUUCAAGUGGCAUGACUUGGACCUUCGUGAAAAUUGUCGCAUCCACCAUCGAAGCAAAUCCCGACACUUACAAUGAAUUGGUCUUGGGAAGGCCUCGCGAUAAGUAUUGCGAAUGGAUCAGAAAAAGCGAGUCCUGGGGUGGCGCCAUAGAAUUGGGGAUACUCUCCGAGUUUCUUGGUGUAAGAAUCAACUGCUUUGAUGUGGAGCUGGGACGGAAAAUGGUGUUUCAAGACGAGCAAAACAAACCGACGAAAUUCAUUUGUUUGGUCUACUCAGGCAUCCACUAUGAUUGUUUUGUCACCAAUCCGGUGCUCACGGAGAAUAAGUCUGGCGACUCCGGCAACUGGACUGACCAUGAGGACAUUGUGAUCCAAGCCAGUUCGCAGUUAGUGGCUCUUUUACAGAAACGCAAUUACACUACAAACACAACUACAUUUCGUGUGCGCUGUUUGGACUGCUACGGAGAUUCUAUUGGGCGAGAUGGGCGCAUCGAAGCAUGCGAGAAUUCCACCGGCCACUUUAGGUUUGGUGAAGUAAAGUAG
Clavispora lusitaniae ATCC 42720 is the source of this 600-nucleotide messenger RNA. Its product is annotated as ubiquitin-specific protease. Gene Ontology annotation, biological process: protein deubiquitination; endoplasmic reticulum unfolded protein response. Gene Ontology annotation, molecular function: cysteine-type deubiquitinase activity. NCBI's taxonomy places the organism in Eukaryota, Fungi, Ascomycota, Pichiomycetes, Serinales, Metschnikowiaceae. Gene Ontology annotation, cellular component: nucleus; cytosol. The record is from RefSeq and is a predicted model, not a curated record.